GUCGUCGUCGUAGAUUUAUUGAUCGCAUCUGCAAUAAAGAGUCUCAGCUGUUCGGGUUGUGAUGCCGAUAUUCAUGCAUAUCGGCGGGGUGCGGGCGCGUUUUUUAAGGUUAUUGUGAUUAGUGAACCGCACUUGUAUUGUUGUUACACUAGUUUUUCGCCAGGCCGGGUUUUGGGGCAUGCCGGCAUCAUACAUGCGGUAUAAAUAAAAGUGCUGAUGGGAGAACCGUUGAUAGUCGACUGGCGGCAUUCAAAUGGUGAAGAAGAGUGAUAAUUUGCUUCAGCAGAGUAGCUGAGAUUGGAGUCUGUUCGUGCCUUGUAGGAUUAGUGGUGAAAGAUAAAUAGUUGCUAAGCGAAAAGAAUACCAACUCAAAUAUGAUAUCGUACGUAGUAAUAGCGACGCUGCUAGUGUGUGCAGCAGCGAAACCUCAAAAUCAGUUUGGUGCCAGAAACUUCAAUCAGCAGAACCAAGGGUAUAACCGAAAUCUACAAGUACAACCACUGCAACAACAGCCGCAACAGCAGCAGCACCAUCAACAACAGCGACAUCACUCGCAGCAACAGUCUCAUCAGGUUCAGCAGCAGCAUCAACAAUUUAAUCAACACCAUCGGCAAUCACAGGCAUUGAGGGCACCUGUCCUUCCGGUCCAACAACAACCUCAGACGCAAUUCAGUCAGCGAUUGCAGCAACCCUUCCCAAGUCCCCCGAGACCCUUCGUACCGAUUACCUCAUACAACAACGACGUAUCGUAUGAUGGUUCCUAUUCGUACGGUUACACGACUGGCGAUGGUCAGCAGCAGCAAGCUCAAGGCUACCUGAAGAACCCCGGCCUCAAGGAUCUGGAGGCCCAAGCAGUGCAGGGCUCGUACUCGUACACCUCCCCCGAAGGCCAGCUCAUAACGGUGACAUACAUUGCUGACGAAAAUGGAUUCAGGGCAGAGGGCGCUCAUCUGCCAACGCCACCUCCGAUCCCCGAGGCGAUUCAAAAAUCCCUGGCCCUGAUUGCGGCAACCCAGCCGGUCUCGCAGAAGUUCAGCCAAGCCUACAGCCAGCAACCGUUCGGAGCCAAUCAGAACUAUCAGAAUCGGUUUGGCUAGAUGGGCGGAAGAUUUAGGACGGUAAACAGAAUGGAUUGAUGGAAUGCGUGACCUAUUGCGAUACAUGUUACAACACUAACUCCCGUGGUAGUUACCGAGAUCUAGCAACAUACUUAACAACUGUGUAGAAGAGGUACAGCUGUAGCAGCAGGAAUGAAGCAAGAACUCAUGGUGUGAAUACUUAUCUUCCGCAGCAACGAUACCAAUGUUAAUUUCUAGUAAGCAGCGAUGACUGUUAAACAAUUAGCCAAUUUUAUGUUCAACUUUACAUUUGUUAUUGUACAUAAAUCCCUCAGAAGGCUUUGCGUCUACGUUAAAUAGUUUCUUUAGGGUUUAAGCGCAAAUACGAAUUAAAAUAUUAAUUCAACUGGAA
Molecule: messenger RNA, 1470 nt
Organism: Aedes albopictus (Asian tiger mosquito)
Lineage: Eukaryota; Metazoa; Arthropoda; Insecta; Diptera; Culicidae
Product: endocuticle structural glycoprotein SgAbd-2
Exons: 5
Coding region: 375-1097 (240 amino acids)
Cellular component (GO): chitin-based extracellular matrix
Molecular function (GO): structural constituent of chitin-based larval cuticle
Source: RefSeq, a predicted model, not a curated record